AUGGCUAACGACAUGCCUGAACUUGGCGGUAUCCCGAAUUAUGACCAGGUCAAAGUGUCGAAGAGCAGUCGGAGGAAGCAAAUCGCCGCCGCAACAACUGAAGGUGACAGCAAUAGGCAUCUUGCUUCCCAGAAGAGAGAUGCAAAUCUUGGAAUGACGAUCUGGGGCCUUGCAAAUGUCGACUGCAUCGGCACCUCUGACUACAAGCUGAAGGGGAUGAGGACGCCCAUUCGAGGCUGGCAACUGCAAGCGGCCGCCCGCAUGGUCAUGAGGGAGAACGCUGAUGACCGCCCCCAUGGAGGAAUCCUUGGUGACCAGAUGGGUAUGGGCAAGACGCUCACUAGUCUUGUCCUCAUUGUCGGAUGCCCUCCUCUUCCUCAGGACAUCCAGGCGGGUCGCGGUGGCACUCUUGUGGUUGUUCCAGGUCCCAAUGUCCUGAAGGAAUGGACGGAAGCAAUUUCCCAGCAUACAGAUUAUUUUCAUAACGCCGUGAAGAAUACUGCCGGCCCCCUUUUCGGCAUUGAGUGGUACCGAGUUGUUUUUGAUGAGCUUCAUACAAUCAAGAACUCUGAGACACAGAAAAUCUAUCCUUAUGUCAAGCUCAUCGGGGUCGAGGGCGUUGAGACCAAGAAAGAGUUCAACAAGAUCUACAAGAAAGGGCCCAAUGCCAGCAAGAAGCUGGACGCGUUAAUCAACCUGAUAACAAUUCGCCGGAGCCACGAGGACAAAUUCCUUGGGAAGCAGAUGUUGGAGGGCCUUCCCCAGUUCGACGCUGAGGUCCGUUGGGUCAACCUUUCCCAAGAAGAACAGUUGAUUUACGAGUAA
Molecule: messenger RNA, 825 nt
Organism: Colletotrichum spaethianum
Lineage: Eukaryota; Fungi; Ascomycota; Sordariomycetes; Glomerellales; Glomerellaceae
Product: putative global transcription activator SNF2L2
Exons: 5
Coding region: 1-825 (274 amino acids)
Molecular function (GO): ATP binding; ATP-dependent chromatin remodeler activity
Source: RefSeq, a predicted model, not a curated record